UCUCUUUUUUUAUUCUUUUCUUUCACUUGCGGCCGGCUAGUGUGUCUUUUGGACCAUUAUAUCUAUUUUCUAUCAGAAUAAUGGCAAUUGGAGAUGUUAAAACUGCUCAAGGUCUCAAUGAUCUGAACAAAUAUUUGGUUGAGAGAAGUUAUCUCUCGGGAUACACUCCCUCUCAAGCCGAUGUUCAAGCGUUCGAACAAGUCGGCAAAGCACCGGCCGCCAGCUUGCCACACGCCCUCCGCUGGUAUAGACAAAUUGCUUCGUACACACCUGCUGAGCGUAAAGCUUGGCCCGCUGGUGAGAGCCCUCUGACAGCGGGAGGUAAACCUACUACAGCCGUAGCCCCAGCUAAGGACGACGACGAUGACGACGUUGACUUGUUUGGUUCUGGUGAUGAGGAAGAAGAUGCUGAGGCAGCCAAAAUUCGUGAAGAGCGUCUUAAGGCUUAUGCAGAUAAAAAGUCAAAGAAACCUGCUCUCAUUGCCAAAUCAUCCAUAGUCCUUGAUGUGAAACCUUGGGAUGAUGAAACAGAUAUGAAAGAAAUGGAAAAGAAUGUUCGUACUAUUGAAAUGGAUGGUCUCUUAUGGGGUGCAUCUAAACUCGUUCCUGUUGGUUAUGGUAUCAACAAACUACAAAUUAUGUGUGUUAUUGAAGAUGACAAAGUCUCAGUCGACCUUCUAACGGAAAAGAUCCAAGAAUUUGAAGACUUUGUACAGUCUGUAGAUAUUGCUGCCUUCAAUAAAAUCUAAAUGAAGCCAUAAUUUAACAUCUUUCCAAUAAAACCAUGCUUUAAUA
Galleria mellonella (greater wax moth) is the source of this 795-nucleotide messenger RNA. It is a transcript of the gene eEF1beta, whose product is annotated as elongation factor 1-beta'. Gene Ontology annotation, biological process: translational elongation. The transcript is spliced from 3 exons. Gene Ontology annotation, cellular component: cytosol; eukaryotic translation elongation factor 1 complex. Bases 81 to 749 code for a protein of 222 amino acids. Gene Ontology annotation, molecular function: translation elongation factor activity; guanyl-nucleotide exchange factor activity. The record is from RefSeq and is a predicted model, not a curated record. Lineage: Eukaryota; Metazoa; Arthropoda; Insecta; Lepidoptera; Pyralidae.